AUGGCCGACUUCCGGGUGAGGAAGAUGCUAGAAGGCUGGGCCAGGGAAUGCCCCAGAGGUGUGGAUUCACGGGAGCCCAUUUCCCCGGCAGUCCUAAAGGGGUUGAAGGGGGCAUGGAAGGAGGUGUGUACGUCGCGGAUGCUUCUGCCCUUGAUGGAAUGGUUAUGGAAAGACGAAUUUUGGUUUCCUCCGGGACUCACCUGGGAGGACAUGAAAGAGACUGAAGAGAUCCGCUACCCUCAGCCCCGUCACCUUCUCCUCAGCAUCCCUUUUGCGCUUCUCCUUAUUGGUCUGCAGUUCAUCUUUGAAAGGACUGUCGCUGUGCCCCUGAGCAGAAAAAUGGGACUGGGGGAGAAAGUGCAAAAGAAAGCAUCUCCAAAUGCUGUGCUGGAAACUUUUUACAGAAGAUACCAAAAGAGACCAAAAGAGAGUGAGCUGAAUGGAUUGGCCAAGCAGUGUGACCUUCAACCCCGGGAAGUGGAGAGAUGGUUUCGAUCCCGUCUCAACCAAGACCAGCCCAGCUUGACACAGAAAUUCUGUGAAGUCAGCUGGAGGAGCACCUUCUAUGUAACUUCCUGCAUCAUGUGCCUGAUUAUCCUGCAUGAUAAAUCCUGGUUCUGGGACCACCGGGAGUGCUGGACUGGGUACCCGCAGCAGCCGCUUGUCCCUUCAAUCGCUGCCUACUAUAUAGUGCAACUUUCCUUCUACUGGUCCCUGGUCAUCAACCUGCCUUUUGAGGUGAACAGGAAGGACUUUAAAGAGCUGAUCAUCCACCAUGCUGCCACCAUCUUUCUCAUCAUCUACUCGUACUGCGCCAACUAUCUCCGCAUCGGCACCCUGGUCAUGAUCAUCCAUGAUGCUUCUGACUGUUUCCUGGAGCUUGCCAAGGUCUUCAACUACCUGAAAUGGCGCUGGACUUGUGACACCCUCUUCGUUGUAUUUGCCAUAAGUUUCCUCUUCACUCGCUUGGUGCUUUUCCCCUUCAAAUUGCUCUACAACACGUACUAUUACUCCAUGGAACACCACAAACCUUUCUUUGGCUACUACUUCAUGAAUGCUCUCUUGAUGGUCCUAUACCUGGUGCAGCUUUUCUGGUGUUACCUGGUCAUCCAAAAGGUGUACAAGGUCCUUGCACACGGCACGAUUGAAAAAGGCACGAGGAGUGACUCGGAAGACAGUGAGGAUGAUGAAAAAGAGACAUCCUAAAUAGAUACCCAAGUUU
This is a messenger RNA of Eublepharis macularius, 1222 nucleotides long. RefSeq names its product ceramide synthase 4-like. The record is from RefSeq and is a predicted model, not a curated record. NCBI's taxonomy places the organism in Eukaryota, Metazoa, Chordata, Lepidosauria, Squamata, Eublepharidae. Gene Ontology annotation, biological process: ceramide biosynthetic process. Gene Ontology annotation, cellular component: membrane. The transcript has 11 exons. Bases 1 to 1206 code for a protein of 401 amino acids. Gene Ontology annotation, molecular function: sphingosine N-acyltransferase activity; DNA binding.